AUGACAGUUAAUUUUGAAGCACCAAGUAGUAAUACAUUCAACAAGUUUACUUAUGAGAAGGAAGAAUUGGAUAAAAUUGAUGGAUACUAUAUGGUAGAAUCUUUUGAAGAUAAAAUUAACCUAUAUAGCAACCUGUGGAAAUACAAGAUUAGGCCAGUAAUAUACUUAACAUUAGUUGAGAAUAUGCUCAUUCAAAAAAAGAAAAAACCCAAACUUAUGAUAAUAGAACAGUUAAAGAAAUUCACCUAA
This is a messenger RNA of Cetraspora pellucida, 249 nucleotides long. The record is from the annotation of a GenBank genome assembly. NCBI's taxonomy places the organism in Eukaryota, Fungi, Glomeromycota, Glomeromycetes, Diversisporales, Gigasporaceae.